AUGCCGCACGUGUGUAAGACGGAGACAACCAUAGGCGUGCACACGCCUUCUAAUAAUAUUGAAUUAUCUGAUCGUAUAAAAAGAGGUCCUUAUCAACCAAUUCUUGAAAACUAUCCAAGAACCAAAAUGUCAAACAUUCAAAGGCAAUUUCAUAAAGAAUGGUUUAAGAGUUUCAGCUGGCUGGAAUACAGUGUUAAACUAGAUCGUGCUUAUUGUUUCAGCUGUAGAGUUUUUUUACACUCUAAUGGAAAAAAUAAUGGACAAUUAGAUAAGACCUUCUCACAUUUGGGUUUUAAUAAUUGGCGUUUAGGAACUAAUAAGUUUAGAACACAUCAGCUUUCCAUGUCCCAUAUAAACAGUACUACUUCAAUGAGUUAUUUUUUAAACUGUAAAUCAAUAGAUGUUCUGAUAGACAAAAGUAAUGAAAUUCAGCUUGCUCAAAAAGAGAAACAAAAAUUGCAUAACAGACAAAUAAUGUAUCGUCUUAUUGAUGUUACUUUAUGCUUAGGAUUAGGUGGCCGUCCAUUUCGUGGACAUAUUGAAAAAAGUUCAGAAUUACACCAAGGGCUGUUUUUAGAAUUAGUCAAUUUGCUUAAAAAAUAUGAUCCAGUAUUAAGAGAUCAUUUAGAUAAUGGGCCUCGGAAUGCGUUAUAUACGAGAAAAUUUCUACUGAACUUUGUGGAAAAAAAGUUUCAAUCAUCGCGUACGAAACUAGUGAUGUUGGUCACAAUGAGCAAAUGUCUUUUGUUACCUAUCCGAUAUUAUUCAUCAGAGAAAAAAAGACCAGUUGAAAGAUUUUUUUGUUUAAGAAGAUUAUUACAUGGAGAUGCUCAGACUAUUUUUUCGGAAUUAUGUGAUGUAUUGAACAAUAUAGGUAUUGAAUGGCAUAAUGUGUUAUCGGUUUGCUUCGACAGUGCUUCUACAAUGUCUGGUCAUGCAGCAGGCGUCCAAGAGAUGAAUUCAAAACGUUUCUAUGUUCAUUGUUAUGGGCAUUGCUUAAACCUUGUGUUAGUAGAUUCCAUUGGAAAAGAAAAUCGUAGUUGUGUACGUCAUGCUAAAUUAGAGAAAAUUUCAACUUCAAUGAAUAUAAAGUUAAAAACAUUGAAGACACUGUCAACUACAAGGUGGGCAUGCCGUUCUGAAGCAAUUGAGGCAAUUAAACAUAAUUAUGAAGCAAUAUUAAAAGCUUUGGAGGAAAUAUCAGACUCAACAAAUCUUCCAGAUGUAAGAGCCAAAACAAAAGGUCUCAUUUAUUCUUUGAAAACUUUUAAAUUUAUUUUUGCUAUGUAUAUGUUAAGCCCUAUUCUAAAUUUAGUAAACAAAGUUAGUGCCACAUUACAAUCACCUAACUUGGAUUUACAUACAGCAGUUACACUAAUCACUGCCUUGCAAAACUCUCUUCAAACGAUGAGAUCAGACAACACAUUUAAUACAAUUUUUGAUGAAACUAAAAUGGCUUGUACUAAAAUUGAUGUAUCCAUACCUGAAGUAAAAAGGCGUAAAGUAUCAACUAAAGUAGAUUCUGAACAUCAUUCGCAGCAUUUUUUUGAAAAUACAAAAGACGAAAUGAAGAUAACUGUAUACAACAGUGUUAUUGAUAAAAUGUUAAAUGGCAUCAAAGUUCGUUUCAGUCAAGAUACAUUAAAUUUAAUUGAUAGUGUUGGUAACUUAUUAAAACUAGAAAUAGAAAAGGAACAUAUUCAAACUAUUUCUGAUACAUUUAGUUUAUCUUUUGAUCAACUCGAUUCUGAAGUCAGACUGUUUACACAAAUAGAUGACAUACCAAGAGGAAGCAAUAAUAGCACAAUAACUCAGUGGUUGAGUUGGAUAACUAAGGAUGGAACAGACCGAAUGAGAACUUUUGAAAAUAUAUAUAAAGUUUUACAAGAAUUUACUACCAUACCAGUCACUAGUUGCUCUUGUGAAAGAGCUUUUUCAAAAAUGGCAAUAGUUAAAAAUAAAUUACGCAGUACAAUGGCUCAACAAAGGUUAGAUGCCUUACUAACAAUUUUUAUUGAACAAGAAAUUGUAAACUCUUUAGAUAUGGAGGAAAUUAUUGAUGAGUUUAAAACACUGACACCAAUCCAAAGAAGAUUACCAUUAUAA
Metopolophium dirhodum (rose-grain aphid) is the source of this 2106-nucleotide messenger RNA. RefSeq names its product zinc finger MYM-type protein 1-like. Gene Ontology annotation, molecular function: protein dimerization activity. The record is from RefSeq and is a predicted model, not a curated record. Bases 1 to 2106 code for a protein of 701 amino acids. The transcript has 3 exons. Lineage: Eukaryota; Metazoa; Arthropoda; Insecta; Hemiptera; Aphididae.